Messenger RNA from Arachis ipaensis, 794 nucleotides. RefSeq names its product ADP-ribosylation factor 1. Gene Ontology annotation, molecular function: GTPase activity; GTP binding. NCBI's taxonomy places the organism in Eukaryota, Viridiplantae, Streptophyta, Magnoliopsida, Fabales, Fabaceae. The record is from RefSeq and is a predicted model, not a curated record.
ACAGAAAAGCACAAACAGCGAUUUGAAUUUCUGAUCCAUUCUUUUUGAGGAUUCUGAUGGUUGGUCUUGAUGCCGCUGGUAAGACUACAAUCCUCUACAAGCUCAAGCUCGGAGAGAUCGUCACCACUAUCCCCACCAUUGGAUUUAAUGUUGAGACCGUGGAGUACAAGAACAUCAGCUUCACUGUGUGGGAUGUUGGUGGUCAGGACAAGAUCCGUCCAUUGUGGAGGCACUACUUCCAGAACACUCAGGGUCUUAUUUUUGUGGUUGAUAGCAAUGACAGAGAUCGAGUAGUUGAAGCAAGGGAUGAGUUGCACCGGAUGUUGAAUGAGGAUGAACUGAGGGAUGCUGUUUUACUUGUUUUUGCCAACAAACAAGAUCUUCCUAAUGCAAUGAAUGCUGCUGAAAUUACUGACAAGCUUGGACUUCAUUCACUCCGCCAACGCCACUGGUACAUCCAGAGCACUUGUGCAACCUCUGGAGAGGGUCUCUAUGAGGGUUUGGACUGGCUUUCCAACAACAUCGCAAGCAAGGCAUGAGACUUGAAAAAUUUUGGUGUGGUCUGGUAAUUCCACGCUUGUGUGGCGGUUCUUGGAGAAGGAUGGUGUUUACCUUUCAAGUGAAUGGAUGUAAUAGCAGAAUGUUUUGUUAGAAAUAUUAUCCACUUCACUCUGUAACUUGGGUUUGUACCUUGUAUGAUUGCUUAAAUUAGCUAAUACUUUUAGCUAUAAUUGGAACUCUUGCAAUCUCAUUUGGCUACCACCUUUCAUCGUCUUUUCAUUUGUUAGUUUGAU